This is a messenger RNA of Prunus mume (Japanese apricot), 789 nucleotides long. The record is from RefSeq and is a predicted model, not a curated record. Lineage: Eukaryota; Viridiplantae; Streptophyta; Magnoliopsida; Rosales; Rosaceae.
AUGAACAACUGCUUUCCUUGGAAAACGCACCUUGAAGAACUCGUGAGGGAAGGUCACUGCACAGAAUUCAUUGGGAAGCAGGCUAUCCAGCGGAUUGAAGAUCGUGACACCGCCAAGGAGCCACCCCAGAAGGUUAUAAGGAUUAACACGAUCCUAGCCGACUCCGAGGAGUCUGGGCUGACCAGCAAGGAAAAGAAGAGGAAGAUCAAACAUGCCAUUAUGAUCUCCCAAAUCUCGACCGACCUUCCACCAGCAGAAGAUGAUCCUGUGAUCGACUUGCAAAAGAAAGAUCUGAUCGGCCUCAACUUGCCACAUAACGAUGCCCUUGUCAUCAGCAUUCAAAUCGCCCAGGCCAUGGUCGACCGAAUCCACGCAAACGAGGGCAGUGCAACCAAUAUCCUACAACUGGCAGUCAUCCAGCAGAUGAGCUUGAAGACAAAGAUCAACAAAUCAGCAAGAUUGCUGACUGGCUUUAAUGGUGCAACAACAGUUACCAUGGGCACGAUAGACCUCGAUGCCUACUCUCCGCCUAUAGUCAGCUUGCAAACAUUCAUGGUUAUUGAUGAAGUCUCACCCUACAAAGGCAUUCUGGACAGACCAUGGAUCGGCAAGAUCAACGCCAUCACCUCUGCCACCCAUCAGAAAAUUCAGUACCCAAUCCCUGGGGGUGGUGUCGGCCAAAUCAACAGCGAUCAGGCAAUGGCAAGGAAAUGCUCUGCCCAAGGACUGAGGAAAAGAAAACAAGCGCAAUUCCUCCCUGUGAGCCAGGCAAAUAUGAAGGAGGUUUAA